AUCAUACUUGUAGUCCGUUCUCUUCGUCUCCAUGUCGAUCUCCACAGUCUUAACCUGUCGUCCACUCUCUGACUGUCGUGCCUCAGGUCCAGGAUUGACGCUGACGGUGAAGACAGCACGAUCCUAUUUCGCAUCAUUCGCUCGGUCUUCCAUCCUAUCGUUUCUUGGGCGUAGCAUUCGUAGUGGUUACCUCUGCAUAGAGGACGAUGAAGGCCUCCACGAGUUCGGCCUGCAUACCAAGUCGGGUAACAUCGUGCGCCUGCGAGUGGUUGGUCAUGAAUUUUGGACACGCAUCUUUUUGUCCGGAGAUCUUGGUUUUAGCGAAGCCUACAUUAUGGGUGAAAUCGAAGUCGAUGACCUGAAAUGCGUCAUGGACCUAUGGCUCGAGAACCAAUCAAGUAUGAGCGGCCUAUCAUCCGCAGUGGGCCGAGUUUCUUCGGUUCUCUCCGGUUUGUCCAAUGCUGUAUUUGGCCAAACUCGUUCCCAAGCCCGUCUCAACGCUAUUGCAAGUUACGACCAGUCAAAUGAAUUGUUCAAGGCAUUUUUGAGUACCGAGAUGAUGUACUCAUGUGCAUUGUGGAGUGACGCCGAGGGAGGCGUACAUGGAGAUCUCGUGUCUGGUCCCUCUACAGGCGACCUUGAAAUAGCCCAACUCCGAAAGAUUCAUCAUGUCUUAAGGAAGGCUCGAGUUCAGCCUGGGAAUCGAAUCUUAGAAUUCGGGUCUGGAUGGGGCGGUCUCGCCAUUGAAGCUGCUCGCACGUUUGGCUGUGAGGUGGACACGCUGACACUUUCUGUCGAACAGAAAAUGUUAGCAGAAGAACGAGUCAAUGCUGCCGGUUUGCAUGGUCGGGUCCGAGUGCAUCUCCUGGACUACAGAGAUAUUCCUCCGGAGUUCGAGCAUGCAUUCGAUGCCUUUGUCAGUAUUGAGAUGCUAGAACAUGUGGGUGCUCAUCACUACAAGACUUACUUCCAAUUAGUGGAUUUUGCUCUGAAACCACAAAAUGCGACUGCUGUUGUCACGUCGUCCACCUUCCCUGAAUCGCGUUUCUCCAGUUAUCAGGCGGAAGACUUCAUGCGUAAAUACAUGUGGCCGAACUCAUGUCUACCCUCCGCUACAAGUCUUGUCACUGCUGCUCAGGCGGCAUCUCGCGGCCGAUUCACACUCGAAGGCGUCGAGAAUCAUGCCGCUCAUUACCCUCGUACGCUUCGUACCUGGGGUCGUCGGUUGGAGUCUAAUCUCCGACAAGAUGUGAUCGCGCGAACCCACCCUGCUUUGAAUGACCCUGCGGAAUUCGCCGCAUUCAAGCGCAAAUGGGAAUAUCUCUUCGCAUAUGCCGGGGCUGGUUUCUCGAAAGGUUACAUCACCUGCCAUAUGUUAACAUUCAUUCGCGCGAAUGAUGUCCCAUUUGUCGGUGACGACAUUUGGUGAAUACCGAUCAGCGGAACGUUUCAAGAGAAUCAUCUUCUGUAAUACGGAACGGUCAUCGUUUUGCUAUUUAUUAUCAUCCAUACCUUCUUCAUGUUAUUUCGGACUAUUCUGGACUUCUUUUUCACUAUCCCAUGUGCUCCAAUGAGAGUGUGUCAAUGCUGACUCUGACGCAAUCGAGAACGGUCUACGCUUGACAAAGCCUUCCGAGUACGCAGUGAGCAUUCUCGGCUGUUUACGGUAGAAAAAAUGGGACAUGAUCAC
Somion occarium is the source of this 1690-nucleotide messenger RNA. The record is from the annotation of a GenBank genome assembly. NCBI's taxonomy places the organism in Eukaryota, Fungi, Basidiomycota, Agaricomycetes, Polyporales, Cerrenaceae.